CUUUUUCUACUGUAGUUGGCUUUUGAAUGAGGAUGACAAUGGAAGAGAUGAAGCAUGAAGCUGAGACCACUUCCAUGAUUUCUAUGCUUCUCUAUGCAGUCAUGUAUCCUGUGUUUAAUAAGUUAGAUGGAGUAAAUCUGUCUGCAGCUCAGACACUGAGAGCCGCUUUCAUUAAGGCUGAAAAAGAAAAUCCAGGUCUCACACAAGACAACAUUAUGAAAAUUUUAGAGAAAAAAAGUGUAGAAGUUAACUUCAUAGAGUCUCUUCUUCAUAUGGCAGCUGAUGAUGUAGAAGAGUAUAUGAUUGAACGACCAGAGCCAGAAUUCCAGGACCUAAAUGAAAAGGCAAGAGCACUUAAACAAAUUCUCAGUAAGAUCCCAGAUGAGAUCAAUGACAGAGUGAGGUUUCUGCAGACAAUCAAGGAUAUAGCUAGUGCAAUAAAAGAACUUCUUGAUACAGUGAAUAAUGUCUUCAAGAAAUACCAAUACCAGAACCGCAGGGCACUUGAACACCAAAAGAAAGAAUUUGUAAAAUAUUCCAAAAGUUUCAGUGAUACUCUGAAAAUGUAUUUUAAAGAUGGCAAGGCAAUAAAUGUGUUCGUAAGUGCCAACCGACUAAUUCAUCAAAACAAUUUGAUACUUCAGACCUUCAAAACUGUGGCCUGA
Messenger RNA from Heterocephalus glaber (naked mole-rat), 665 nucleotides. RefSeq names its product programmed cell death protein 10. Gene Ontology annotation, molecular function: protein kinase binding. Gene Ontology annotation, cellular component: FAR/SIP/STRIPAK complex. The record is from RefSeq and is a predicted model, not a curated record. Lineage: Eukaryota; Metazoa; Chordata; Mammalia; Rodentia; Bathyergidae. Gene Ontology annotation, biological process: positive regulation of MAP kinase activity; regulation of Golgi organization.